Molecule: messenger RNA, 1191 nt
Organism: Brenthis ino (lesser marbled fritillary)
Lineage: Eukaryota; Metazoa; Arthropoda; Insecta; Lepidoptera; Nymphalidae
Source: the annotation of a GenBank genome assembly
AUGGCUCUAUUUUGGGGGCGGGGCUACCCGUGGACACGCCUCCUAGCCGGUGCGAGGGUCUCCGCCGCUCUACACCGGCCAGUCAACCUCCGACCGCGCCCGCAUGCGUACACGAUCCCACGAUCGCGAUACAAGUGUGAAACUGUGCUAAAUGGAACUGACCGGCGUUCAAUGUUAAGGAAACAAAGAUACGAGGACAAGGAAGUGAACAUGGCGAUACAGAGUGUUUCGAGGUACCCAAGCAGCCCGGCCGAGGCGACUGAGCCACCGAAGGCGUCGCGGAUCAGCUUUAGUGUCGCGUCCAUAUUGGCGGACACUAAGGCGAAUCAGGUCGAUGAAACGGCUGAAAUGAUAAGACAUCACCGCACGAUUCCUGAAUCACCGUUGAGACAAUCACCGGCAGCGCAACCCGAGUUACCCGGCGGCAAGUCCUUAUCACCGAGGCCGUCGUCCCAAACCCCACCUUUAAAUCUAAAUGCCUCAGCGACGGUAUCUUCAUCAGAUGAUGAAUACGAAGAUUCUAUUAAUCAAGAAGACUCUAUAGUUGAUGUGGAAGAUUUGCACAAUGGUGUUCAGAGCGAUGAUGACGACAGGACCUCAACACCAAAUGAAAAGGAGCGAUUAGGCCCGAUCAGACCGACACCGUUCAGCGCAUUAGCGGCGGCAGCAGCAGCAUACCAUGGCCUGGGCUGGCCUGGACCACCAACAGUAGUUCCGUCAUUCGGACCCCUAUUUCAAUCACAUUUUCCAGUUGGACAUAUUACAGAUGCUAACGGAGAGCCUCCCAAGCUGAAAUGCAAUUUGCGCAAGCACAAACCUAACCGCAAGCCCAGAACGCCCUUCACUGCACAACAACUACGUGCCCUAGAAAGCAAGUUCGUUGACAAGCAGUACCUGAGCAUAGCCGAGCGAGCUGAGUUCUCUUCAUCUCUUGGCUUAUCAGAGACACAGGUAAAAAUCUGGUUUCAAAAUCGUCGUGCGAAAGCGAAACGUGUGCAAGAGGCUGAAAUAGAAAAACUCAAGAUGGCUCAGUUCUCUCGCCACCAUCACCAUAUGUACCCUCAUCCCCUACAGCAGUACUUCCCCCAUCCGUUAAUGGGAAGGCCUUUACCACCAAUGAUGCCACCUCACUUGGCAAUGCAGUCUGUGCCAAGUUCGCCGUCGCCAAGCACACAAACAAGCGGACAACAA